This is a messenger RNA of Salarias fasciatus (jewelled blenny), 2425 nucleotides long. It is a transcript of the gene foxo3a, whose product is annotated as forkhead box O3A. Gene Ontology annotation, molecular function: RNA polymerase II cis-regulatory region sequence-specific DNA binding; DNA-binding transcription factor activity, RNA polymerase II-specific. Lineage: Eukaryota; Metazoa; Chordata; Actinopteri; Blenniiformes; Blenniidae. The coding region runs from base 220 to 2109 and encodes 629 amino acids. The transcript has 2 exons. Gene Ontology annotation, biological process: regulation of transcription by RNA polymerase II. The record is from RefSeq and is a predicted model, not a curated record. Gene Ontology annotation, cellular component: mitochondrial matrix; nucleus.
GUGUGUGUGGAUAGACGCGGUGCAGGAGGAUAGAUAGAUAGAUAGACGGACACGUGCUGGGACUGAGUCGCACGCAGCGUAUUUGCAUACCGUGCAUAGUAAAUAAACUGACCCCCCCCCCCCCCCCCUCCUUCCAGAGAGCCUGAACACAACAUUGAUGGAAUGCGACCUGAGUGAUUUUACAACCCUUUGUGCAUCGACGGAGACGUUUCAAUUAACAUGGCCGAGGCGGCGGGGAGCGACCCCCCUCUGAACGUGGAGAUCGACCCGGACUUCGAGCCCCAGAAGCGGCCGCGCUCCUGCACUUGGCCGCUGCCGCGUCCGGAGUCCGGAGCGGGCAAGCCGGGGGCGAGCGACGCUGACGUAAUCCCCGAGGAGGAGGACGAUGAGGGGGGCAGCCCGGCCAGCGGCGGCGGCGGCGGCGCCGAGCAGAAGCCCGGCGGGGCCAUCCUCAUCAAGCCCCGGGAGCCGAGCGGCGGCGGCACCCGGCCCGUGGAGGUCCAGCGCGGCCCCGGCAGAGAGGAGGCCGCCGACGGCUCGCCCUCCUCCGCGCAGACCCCCGCAGCAGCGGCGGCGGCGGCGGCGGCAGCAGCCGCGGCGCUGGGCGGCUCUGCCUCCCAGCAGCUGAGGAAGUCCUCCGCCCGCAGGAACGCCUGGGGCAACUACUCCUAUGCAGACCUGAUUACCCAGGCCAUCGAGAGCUCCCCCGAGAAGAGGCUGACCUUGUCCCAAAUCUACGACUGGAUGGUGAGGUCUGUGCCGUAUUUCAAGGACAAAGGCGACAGCAACAGCUCUGCUGGCUGGAAGAAUUCCAUCCGACACAAUCUGUCCCUCCAUAGCCGAUUCGUCAAAGUCCAGAAUGAAGGAACGGGGAAAAGCUCCUGGUGGAUGGUCAACCCCGAAGGGGGGAAAGGAGGCAAGGCUCCCCGGCGAAGGGCCGUCUCCAUGGACAACAGCAAGUACAUCAAGGGCGCCCGGGGACGGGCCACCAAGAAGAAGGCGUCGCUGCAGGCAGCUCAGGACGGCAGCUCCGAGAGCUCGUCCAGCCUCUCCAAGUGGACGGGCAGCCCCACGUCCCGCAGCAGCGACGAGCUGGACGCCUGGACAGACUUCCGCUCCCGGACCAACUCCAAUGCCAGCACCCUCAGCGGUCGUCUGUCCCCGAUCCUGGCCAACCUGGAGCUGGACGAGGUGCCGGACGACGACUCGCCGCUGUCCCCGAUGCUGUACUCCAGCCCCAGCAGCAUGUCGCCGUCCACGGGGCCCACGGGGCUGUCCGACCUGGCGGGGACCAUGAACCUCAACGACGGGCUCUCGGACAACCUGAUGGACGACCUCCUGGACAAUAUCAGCCUGACGGCAUCCCAGCAGCCUCCUCCUGGCGAGGAAGACAACGGUACCACCAGUCCGGGCGGCUCAGUGUUUACCUUCAGCUGCUCUGGGAGCAGCCUGAGCAGCCCCUCCGGCAGCUACGGGCCCAACCCGCUCUUCAGCCCUCCGUCCAUCACGAGCCUGCGGCAGUCGCCCAUGCAGACCAUCCAGGAGAACAAGCAGACCACCUUCUCCUGCGUCUCCCACUUCGGCGACCACCAGACCCUGCAGGACCUGCUCAGCCUGGACUCCCACGGCCACAGCAACGUCCUGCUCACCCAGUCCGACCCGCUCAUGUCACAGGCCAGCACGGCCAUCGCCCUGCAGAACUCGCGCCGGAACGCCAUGCUGCUCCGCAAAGACCCCCUGCUGGGGAACCACGCCGGCGCGGGGCCGGCCCAAAGCUCUCCUGUGCCUGGUUGGCAAGCUGGCUUGUCGACCGCCGACAACGACGCCGGGCACCCCGACGCCAAGCAGCCGCACCUGAAGUCCCCCGGCAAACGCGCCUCUAUGCAGCUCGGCUCCGGCCUCUCCAUCCAGGACCGCUUCCACGCCGACCUGGACCUCGACGUCUUCAACGGCAGCCUGGAGUGCGACAUGGACUCCAUCAUCCGCAACGAACUGAUGGAGGCGGACUGCCUGGACCUCAGCUUCGACUCCCGCCAGAACGCCAACAGGAAUUCGGGGAGCUUCUCCAGCUCCAAACAGACGUCCCCUCAGAGCUGGGUGCCAAGCUGAGAAUCUGUCCAUGUAAAAAAAAAAAAAACAAACAAAAAAAAAAACCCACACACACACACACAAGUGGGGGGAAUUGUAAAUUGGGGGUUUAUUGUUCUGCAUUGUGCAACUAGAGGGAAGAAAGUAUGUACAACUGUAUUUAUGUAGUAAUUUUUCAUUAUUUUUAACGUGAGGCAUUAAGUUCGGUACUGUAUUUUAAGUGUCUGAGACACUCGAGGGUGUCUUCACGAAGAAGAAGAAAAAAAAAAAACAGAACAGGAUCUUUAAAAAGAUGAAAGCCUGGACAGUUGAACAUCAGCACCGGCUGCAGUGAAAC